Messenger RNA from Sorex fumeus (smoky shrew), 1648 nucleotides. It is a transcript of the gene ASZ1, whose product is annotated as ankyrin repeat, SAM and basic leucine zipper domain containing 1. Gene Ontology annotation, molecular function: protein binding. Lineage: Eukaryota; Metazoa; Chordata; Mammalia; Eulipotyphla; Soricidae. The record is from RefSeq and is a predicted model, not a curated record. The coding region runs from base 14 to 1441 and encodes 475 amino acids. Gene Ontology annotation, cellular component: pi-body. The transcript has 13 exons. Gene Ontology annotation, biological process: piRNA processing.
CGAGCGAGUGACCAUGGCGGUGAAUGCGGUUCGUGGUCUGGCUGUGGCCGGAGGAGGCGAGAGCAGCGAGAGCGAGGAUGACGGCUGGGAGAUCGGGUAUCUGGAUCGCUCAGCACAGAAAUUAAAAGGCCCAUUACCCACCGAAGAAAAGAAUGAAACAUUUAAGAAAGCCUUGACCACGGGAGAUAUUUCAUUGGUCCAGGAGCUCCUAGAUUCUGGCAUAAGUGUAGAGUCUAGCUUUCGAUAUGGAUGGACCCCCCUUAUGUAUGCUGCUAGUGUUUCCAACGUAGAAAUGGUUCGGGUUCUUUUGGAUAGAGGUGCUAACGCAAGCUUCAGUAAGGAUAAGCAAACAAUUUUGAUAACUGCAUGUUCUGCUCGUGGCUCAGAAGAACAGAUCUUGAAGUGUGUAGAACUACUACUUUCCAGAAAUGCUGAUCCAAAUGUUGCUUGUAGGAGAUUUAUGACUCCGCUCAUGUAUGCUGCACGGGAUGGUCACCCUCAGGUGGUUGCGCUCCUUGUUGCUCAUGGAGCAGAAGUCAAUAUCCAAGAUGAGAAUGGUUACACUGCUCUAACAUGGGCUGCACGUCAAGGUCAUAAAAACGUCGUUUUAAAGUUGCUUGAACUUGGAGCUAAUAAAACACUGCAAACUAAAGAUGGGAGGACAGCAAGUGAAAUUGCAAAAAGAAAUAAACAUAUAGAGAUUUUCAGCUUUCUUUCUUUGACUUUAAAUCCUUUGGAAGGAAAACUCCAACAGCUAACUAAAGAAGAGACAAUUUGCAAACUAUUGACAACAGAACCUGAUAAAGAAAAAGAUCACAUAUUUAGUUCAUAUACAGCAUUUGGAGAUCUGGAAAUAUUUUUACAUGGUCUUGGACUUGAACAUAUGACAGAUUUAUUAAAGGAAAGGGAUAUAACUUUAAGACAUCUUUUAACCAUGAGGAAAGAUGAAUUUACAAAGAAUGGAAUUACAAGUAGAGAUCAACAGAAAAUUAUGGCUGCUCUUAAAGAACUAGAAGUAGAAGACAUAAAGUUUGGAGAAUUGCCCGAAGUGGCGAAGUUAGAAAUCAGUGGUGAUGAAUUCCUCAACUUUCUUCUGAAAUUAAACAAACAAUGUGGCCAUUUGAUAACAGCUGUACAGAAUAUCAUUACUGAGUUGCCUGUAAAUUCUCACAAGAUAGUGCUAGAAUGGGCUUCUCCUCGGAAUUUUACUUCAGUUUGUGAAGAACUGGUUAGUAAUGUUGAAGAUUUGAGUGAAGAGGUCUGCAAACUAAAAGACUUAAUUCAGAAGUUACAAAGCGAACGAGAAAAUGAUCCAACGCACAUACCAUUAAUGGAAGAAGUGUCUACGUGGAAUAGUAAAAUUUUGAAGAGGACAGCUAUUACAGUAUGCGGAUUUGGAUUUCUUCUUUUCCUUUGCAAGCUAACCUUGCAGCGAAAAUAAUCCUAGUACUUUUCUUUGAGUGAUGUGUGUAUGGCUUAUUCAAAUUUAAAAUGUUGCUUUCAACCACUUAUGGAAAAUAAAGCUACAUUCUUUUCCAAUACUACAUAGGGAAAAUUAUGAUAGCAUAGAGCAAAAAGUUUUUCUUUAGAAAGUGAUUUGUCAGUUUUGAGUUAGAUAUAUUAUUUGUUAUAUUUUUGUUAAUUUUGA